AAUGCAUGUCUCAGAUCUCGGCCUUAUAGCCGCAGCUAAGCAGAACUAGUGCUGACCUUUAUCAGAGACACUCGUGCGUUUCCGGUAGUCCCUCCGAGACCUCGAAACGUUCCAUCGCGGGGUUCAGCCCUAGCGUGGAACAUUCUUCCAGUGUUCUUUGGGCCUUCCAUGGCUUCCCUUGUGGCUCCUGCUCAGAGACAUACCAGCCAGCCCUGUGCAUGUCGACCGAAAUGCAGCCUCCUUUGUAUGCUUUCAGAUUGACAUUGGCAUUGGGAUGAAUUGACGUGUGGCAGUUCAGCCUCAGCCCUCCAAGUUCAGUUUCGGGGAUGAUGUAACAAACCACGGAUGACUCACCUCAGCCACAUACAUGCCGAAACACCACAUCAACCACAACAGGAGUCCCAACUCGCCAUGAUUGUCUUUUCUUCACCUCCAUUCUGGCGACACGCCCAAGGAGAUUAUUGUCCGCAUUCGACAUAAUGUCCGAAGCGCAGCAGCAAGCGCUCUUUGACAGAGUGAGCGACGCCCUGCGCCGCACCGAGGACGACACGCGCCCGAUCGUGCUCAUGACAUGCGGGCUAGCAGGCUCAGGAAAGUCUACUCUCGCCAAGGCGGUCACCGCCCGCCUGCCAAACUUUACCCGCCUCUCCGUCGACGAGAUCAUCCACUCCAAGCACGGCGUCUACGGGGUCGACUACCCGGCCGACAUGGCGCUGUACCAGGCUUACAUGGACGAGGCGGGCCAGAUCUUUGACGACCUCUUCGCGACGUACCUGCGCGACGAGAGGCGGGACCUGGUGCUCGACCGGAGCUUCUACGCCAAGGAGGACCGGGACGACUUCCGCGCGCGUGUGGAAGCCCUGGUAGGAGGAAGCGGCGGCGGCGGCGGCGGCGGCGGGGCCAGGGUGGUGCUCGUCUUCUUCCGGCCCACGGACAAGGAGGUCUCGUGGCGUCGCAUCGUGGAGAGGAAGAAGGAGAGCAAGACGGCCAACAAUGCGCUCGAGAUUGACCGGCAGCUGUUCGAGAUGUACUGGGCGGGGUUCGAGGACCCGGUGGGCGAGGGGGAGAUUGUCAUUGAUGUGGUCUGA
Microdochium trichocladiopsis is the source of this 1088-nucleotide messenger RNA. Its product is annotated as P-loop containing nucleoside triphosphate hydrolase protein. The transcript is spliced from 2 exons. The record is from RefSeq and is a predicted model, not a curated record. Bases 480 to 1088 code for a protein of 202 amino acids. NCBI's taxonomy places the organism in Eukaryota, Fungi, Ascomycota, Sordariomycetes, Xylariales, Microdochiaceae.